UCGCCCCUUCGCCAACAACCCACGCGAUGCCAACCUGCACGAAUGACCAACAGAACCAACAACGAAUGAAAGUCGAAGAGUAGGCAAGGUAGAAAUAACAGAAUUUACUAAAUUGGACAGCGACGCACUGGAAUAUAAAUAUAUCUGUUUGGCGACUAGUAAUUAGACGAAAAGCAAGACCCUAAAGAUACUUGACAAACCCAUCAGUUGAACUGAGUUCACAUCUCCAAUCCGAGCCUCCAAUACGCCCUUUUCGAGUGCAAACACGGCAUAGACCAUUCUCUUAGAUUGAUUUUGGGCCUUUCUAUGUGCCGAAAAUUUCGAAUCUUUAUAUUUCAUUGCCUCAAUCUUAAUACUCUACCCCAAAGCCCGCACUAUAUCUAGUCUAAUGUCUCCAAUCCCACAACAGCUAGUUCGGUUCACUCAACGUAUCAAAAACGUGCAAGUAAGAAAAAUGACACUGGGUCUCAUCGAAGUGGCCACCCAGCAGUCUGACCUAGCGAUGUUUACGAACGCGACAUUGAAGAACCCUUCGCAUACCAGUAACACGGACCCCAGACCGCAUGUCACAGUUCUCCUGGCGACGGAUGAUCAGCAGGCCUUGGAUAGGUCCCAAGCCGUGCAUAUCUAUCACGAUGGGGACGGGAACUAUGCUGGACACGUUCUUUUCCCGGAAAGACAGAAUAAGACGAGCGAUGACUAGGUGCUGCCAUAUCCCCAUGUUAGCUUCCUGGUUGUCCGGUUGUGUAUUAAGACGCCCGAGAGCGGAUCGAUAGGUGGUCGCCAUCAAGAUGUUGUCACCAGGAGGAGAUAAUUGUAGAGCUCAAAGAUAUACUAGAGGAUCUACCCGUGGAGGACCCUCUCUAUUGACAUAAGUAGAGAGGUGUUAUGAAACGGUUCUAGCCCGACCUGUUUGAGGCCAGGAUCUGGAACCCCAAUUUUUCCCAGCUCACUAGGCUCGUCGUGAGCCACGACUCACCUACGAUCUGUUGCACCUAUUUUACUAUGUCUAUAUAAUCGCAAUAUACCCUCUAUAUCUAGUCACUCUUUUAGAAUAGUUCCUCAGCCAUCAACUUACAAUCAGAUUCACUCUUUAGACUGCUA
Xylaria bambusicola is the source of this 1104-nucleotide messenger RNA. RefSeq lists its product as uncharacterized. Lineage: Eukaryota; Fungi; Ascomycota; Sordariomycetes; Xylariales; Xylariaceae. The transcript is spliced from 2 exons. The coding region runs from base 389 to 703 and encodes 104 amino acids. The record is from RefSeq and is a predicted model, not a curated record.